AUGACCACCAUCUUAUUUGUUCCUGGCGCUUGGAUCGCCCCGGCGUUCUACCAGCCAUUUCUCCAAGCUCUCACGGUCGCUGGCUACGAUAUCCACUUUGCCAAAUACCCCUCAUUCAACCCCGAGGACCCGGCCAUAACCACCUGCCAGGCCGACGCCGACGCUAUUUCUGUGGCGCUCAAGUCCCUGGUGGAGGAUAAAGGUAAAGAUGUUCUGGUCUUCAUGUACUCCUAUGGCGGCAUGCCUGGCGCUGCAGCGGCUACCGGGCUAGCCAAAUCGCAGCGGGCGCAAGAAGGCAAAGCCGGUGGCGUCAUUGGACUGCUAUUCCUAGCGGCCUUCCUGGUGUCUGAAGGCCUCAGUUGCCAGGAUCUUCAGGGAGGAAAGCUGCCCCCCUGGGUCUUGGUCGAUCAGCCCUCGGCCAAUCUCAGUAUCGUGGAUGACCCCAUUACCUACUUCGCUGCCGAUGUCGAUCCGGCAUUGGCUCAGGGCUUGACUGCUCAAGUCAAACCACAUUCAACCGUAGCUUUCACCUCAGCACAGCCCCAUCCGGCCUGGGCAGACGAGGCGUUCCAAGGGCGACUAGGGUUUAUCGUCACCACUGAGGAUCGUGGGGUGCCAAAGGAGGCGCAAUUCGGCAUGAUGGCCGCCACGCAGAAGGAGUGGAUCGUCAAGGAGAUGGCGUAUAGUCACUGCGCACCGCUUUUGAAUCGGAUCGACGAGACGGUGGGACUGACCCGAGAGAUCAUUGACCAAUUCCUAUGA
Penicillium hordei is the source of this 762-nucleotide messenger RNA. RefSeq names its product alpha/beta hydrolase. Bases 1 to 762 code for a protein of 253 amino acids. The transcript has 2 exons. NCBI's taxonomy places the organism in Eukaryota, Fungi, Ascomycota, Eurotiomycetes, Eurotiales, Aspergillaceae. The record is from RefSeq and is a predicted model, not a curated record.